This is a messenger RNA of Haplochromis burtoni (Burton's mouthbrooder), 1669 nucleotides long. Its product is annotated as transmembrane protein 272. The record is from RefSeq and is a predicted model, not a curated record. The transcript has 5 exons. NCBI's taxonomy places the organism in Eukaryota, Metazoa, Chordata, Actinopteri, Cichliformes, Cichlidae. Bases 404 to 1030 code for a protein of 208 amino acids.
UUCCCAACACUGCACGGGAAUAGCUCACAGGUGAUGUGGCACCAUCAUAGCAGGUUGAUGCACCCUAAGUGAGGCUCUACAUAUUUGAUCACUGCAGUGGUGAGGAGGAGAGGAGCAAGGAAACUGACAGAAUAUAAUCCAGACCAAGAAAUGAAUGAUGAGGAGGAAUUCAAUGAUGAAAAGGAGCUGAGGCUGCUGUCAGAUUUAAGCCAAAGAAUGGGAAUUUCUCCCCAAAUGAGAAUCAUGUUAGGCUUUUAGCUGAAAAUGUCAUCAGGAAGGACCACAGGAUGUACAAAAUGAGCUGUACCCUGGACUGUUGACAUCAAAUCCUGCUUUAAUCAGUUCCCAACUGAUUAUCUGAGUAAAUGGCCCAUGAAUCCUCAUCGCAAAUGCUCUCAGUGCAAUGAGACCCUGUAACAGGAAGUUCAGACAACAACAGCACAUUCAUGUAUGCCCACAACACUUCGAGACAUGUUGUGAACACGUUGCCAAGACUCGCCACGACGUUCUUUUCUCGCCCUUAAAAGAAGACAUGCAGGCAGUCAUGAUGCCAGAGAGCGAUAGAUCUCAACACACUUGCAUACCUCGAAUCAUAAGGUGUGUCUCUGUCAUUUUCUUCAUCAUGUUUAUUGUUCAGGCGAUAGUUGGAUGCGUGUACAUUUAUGACUGUCCAAGGGCGCCCUCCAUUCCUGUCUUUAUGGUUAUUUGUGGAUUCAUACCUGUCUUCUGGGGACUGAGCCAUUGCAAGAGCAGGUGCAGUAUUUUCUGCAACUGUCUGUUCCUCAUCUUCUGUUUUGCCUGGUUUAUCUUCGGUAGUUUUCUCAUCUACUCCAAUUAUGAACUCGACUACGGCAUGAACACUACAGACAGCAAUCGUUACUGCAACAAGACACUCUAUCUGUUUGGAUUGUGUUGCAUCACCCUGACCUACAUCCUCAUAGGUGUUCUUGUUUUCACAUUUUUUUUUGCUCGCUGCACCAACCAGAUGGAGGUUUACGAUGAUGAGGCUCGGCCACUGCUGUGGCGCUAAUCAUAUGAAUGCAUAUAUGUUUGUGUGUUCCCCACCUCCUCUUAGCCAAGUGGACCAAUACUGAUGAAACAGAUUAGAAUGGUGUCACAAUAAAAAAUGUCAUAUCAAAUAUAUCACACUGUAAUGGACAUAUACUACUACUAAUAAUAAUGACGCUGACUGAAAUAUAAUUAUAAGCAAACAACAGACUAAAUAUUAUAUUAAUAUUUUAAUGUGUGCUUUAUGUAUAUACAGAACUUCAUACAUUUAAUGUUGGUUAAUACAGCAACAUGUAGUUGUUGAUCUUUUGUUAGAGAAAUCUUACAAUUAACAAUUCAUGUUUAAUCUUUUAUCAUAAUUUAUUAAACUCCAUGUACUUUGAAGCUUUAUGAAUACAAACAAAGAUGUUUAUUAUGUAAAUCAUAUGUAGUUCAAUAAGGAGAGAUCAUUAUUACAUUCAUCUGGAAGAAGUGAACAUGAUUUAUUGAGACACAGAAUUCAGUUAAGACACUGAUGACCCAUCACAGCAGAGUAAAUGAUCAUGAUCUUUCCUGUUUAACAAACGUAUAUGAAAUGUGUGAUUUUGUUUAUUUGCCAAUAUCCAUGCUGUUUCUUUUUUGUUUAAUUGUAAACAAACUAAAUAAAUAAAUAAAAGGCUGC